Cricetulus griseus (Chinese hamster) is the source of this 1657-nucleotide messenger RNA. Lineage: Eukaryota; Metazoa; Chordata; Mammalia; Rodentia; Cricetidae. The record is from RefSeq and is a predicted model, not a curated record.
GGGAUGGCUACAACCAUUCAGCACUGCCACCCAAAGAACUGCUGGGGAAGACUGCAGUUCUGAGGACCCUCCUGAUGUACUUGGUCCCUCCCUUGCUGAACGAGCCUUAAGACUAAAAGCUGUUAAACUGGAAAAAGAAGUCCAGGAUUUAACACUGAGAUACCAGAGAGCUGUCGCUGAUUGUGAAAACAUAAGGAGACGAACCCAGAGAUGUGUGGAAGAUGCCAAGAUAUUUGGAAUCCAGAGCUUCUGUAAGGACUUGGUGGAGGUGGCAGACAUUUUGGAGAAGACUGCUGAGUGCUUUUCAGAAGGAGCCAAACCCGAGGACCACAAGCUUACUCUGGAAAAAGUCUUCCAAGGACUGUCCCUUUUAGAAGCAAAGCUGAAAAGUGUGUUUGCCAAGCAUGGCCUAGAGAAAAUGACACCCAUUGGUGACAAAUAUGACCCUCAUGAGCAUGAACUCAUCUCUCACAUGCCAGCAGGUGUUGGAGUACAGCCUGGCACUGUGGCAUUAGUACGGCAAGAUGGCUACAAACUUCAUGGCCGCACCAUUAGACUUGCCCAAGUGGAAGUGGCAGUGGAGUCUCAGAGAAGGUUAUGAGCAAGCCACCAGGAACUAAAACUUCCAGGGUCCUGGCACCUGUGUCUCCUUUAUUUAUUAAGCUGGUUUGUAUUAUACAUGAGGUCCUUCAUGUGCUCUGCUUUGGAUUUAGUCAUAUUGGCUUUAUCUCUACAAUAUCUUAUUGGUUUUAUGUGACCUGUUUGGUCUCAUCACAAGUCCUGACAUUGGGCAUUUGAACAAUGUGACAAGUGUCCUAUGGCCUUUACCAAAAUGUUUACAAAAAUCAUUUAAAUUGGUACUCUGAUGACUGAAUCCAAAAUCCCUUAACUGUUUUUUCAACUAAUUUCUGGAAUUAGUACAGCAUCUUGUGUCUUGUAUUUUAUGGGAAAAGGAGAUGGUAGGGAUUGGUUUGAUAUUUAGGUACUUAGAUGACAAAGCUUUACCCUUGUAUAAAUUUAAAUCAUUUGGGUUGACUUACAUAGAUUUUUUUCAAGACUUUUUUAUUUCAUUUUUCAUUUAGUCAUCUUUUGUACUUGUAUUCCAUGUUAGGGGUCACACACGUUGUUCCAUAGCCACCCCUUUCUGGUCCCAUUUGAAAGGGCUAAAGGGUCAGGCCAGUCUUCCGUUUUUUUCUUGUUGGUGAGGUGUACUCUUUUAUUAAACUGGUCUCAAGUGUAUGAACAGACAAGCUCUGGCUGCCUCCACAACACAACCCACUCCCAGGGAGACCAAAAGCCUCUAUACAUCGCAAGUUGGAGAGUCAGGCUUCGGGGGCCAGGCAUAGUGGCUGGUCAUUCAAAAUUCAAAAGUAUUACCUUGAAUGAUUUUUUUCGCAGUACAUAAUUUAUACAAAAAUAAUGCUGCCAUCUCCCUUGCAUGCACUCAGAAUGAACUGGGCCAUCCUUUCCGCAUUAGGGUGUGGUGCUGCUCUGGAGAGGACAAGGGACUUCCUGUAACAACAACAACAACAAAAUACAAUCAAAAGUCCUCGGCCACAUUGUAAAACUUUGGGGAUGCUUGCCCCAAUCAGCUGUUGUCACUUCACCAUUCCAGUUUUUAAAUACUGAGUCAAAAGCACCAAAAAAAAAAAAAAAA